Molecule: messenger RNA, 4054 nt
Organism: Mycena citricolor
Lineage: Eukaryota; Fungi; Basidiomycota; Agaricomycetes; Agaricales; Mycenaceae
Source: the annotation of a GenBank genome assembly
CACGAACGCAGGCCAAUCUAAGGCCGCAGAAAUCAGAUGAUGAAACUGAAGCGUGAAGAAUCGACUGACGCUAUGCAUCAAUUUUAUAGACGGGCCAAAGACGGCCCAUCUACUCCCUACGCUGUAUUCUCUCCAGCACAUACGUCCUUGAAUCGUGGGCUGCAGGGAACAGCGGUCGCACAUCACCCAGCGCGCAACAGGACAAGAUAACAGCGAUCAACGCGAGGUGGUGUGCGGUACCAAUGGGCGUUGUUCAGCCCCAUCGUGUCGAUUUCCUUGAAGCCUCAGGAAACCACAGCCCCCAACGGGAGUAUCCCGUCUUCCAGCUGACUAGACGUGACAGCAACAGAAACCCACGGGGCUUGCGACGAGUAGAGCUCGUUCGAACGUGUUUUUUCCUCGUAUGCUGGGAGACAGCCGGCCCAAGAGUACAAAUCGAUUUGCGACGCGUUGCUGGAGAAGGGGGAUACAUAAUGUUGUUGUCGAACCGUUGUUGCUGCAGUGCUGGGCCGCAUUGAAAACUCGCGAGAUGAGACUCACGUGGUUUGACAGUAGGCGUUUCUUCCGAACCACUUGGUUUUGCGCGAACGGUUUUGGAUCGAGGUCAACCGUAUGUCUCCGAGAAUUGGCGUUCACCGCCCUCUAUUGAGAAGCACGCCGUCCAUUCGAUAUCGGUGCAGAGCGUGCAAACGUGGUGCAACACGGCAAGAUUCAUCUCAGCUGGGGCAGGAAAGGUCGGAGCGGUGCACUGCAUGACUAGGCAUCGGAUUGGCUAGAGACAGUGCGGUUUGGGGAGGAUCUGCGAGGGAAGUGCAUCACACCGCAUGUGACCAAGUCCCACGGACACAUUCAAGUCGAGUCGUUGGAUCUCCACGACUUCCCAUCUGCUCACCAGGAUCCUUUGGCGAUAUAAGCGAGAAAUGUGCACCUACUGGGACUGACGCUGUAUUACUAGUGCCUGAUGCCAUUGGUCCAUCUUCUGGAAGCACCCGCUGGCACGUCCUGCCAGCAUGCGCCUCUGACCCAUCUUUGCGUCGAGCGCUUGAUUGCUGUCAACUGCGGCAUUGUUCCAUUGAGGCAAUGUGUCUGGAGAAACGCCGCUCUAACACAACUUCCCUCCUGCCUUUGACCAUGCCACAAGCUGACAGACAACAGGCCGAUAAGCAAGAGGCCGAUGAAGCUUAUUCCGAGCGUGAGAGGGCCAGUGGGAACAAGCUUUGGGGUGUCUACAUCUCCGAGGCGCAGAGCUACGAUCAGGGUCUCAUUGAUGGCUGGCGCAGUGAGAUGGAUGGACUAUUAAUCUUCGCCGGUCUCUUCUCCGGCGUCGUCACGACAUUCAUCAUCGAAAGCUACAAGACGCUGAACCCCGACUCGGGCAGCCAGACCGUGGUGUUGCUCAGUCAGACCGUUGUGCUUCUCAACCAAAUCUCGCACCAACUUGGGAACUCGAACAAUGGCACGGCGGUAAUGGACGCACUCCCUCCACCCGCUGUGUUCUCGCCCCCGGCCUCCUCCCUUAUCUGCAACGCACUCUGGUUCACGAGUCUUGCACUCAGCUUGUCGAGCGCCCUUGUCGCGACUCUGGUCGAGCAGUGGGCGCGGGAGUAUCAGCACCGGACUACCAUGUUCUCCUCCCCGUCCAUCCGGUCACGCGUGUACAUGUAUCUGUACUACGGUUUGCGCCGCUUCAAUAUGCAUGCUGUCGUCGGUGUUCCCCCACUUUUGCUGCACGCGGCACUCCUUCUGUUCUUUGCGGGUCUGGUGGCAUUUCUCGUGCCCAUCAACAUCAUCAUCAUGGGGAUCUCCUCCGCUCUUUUGCUCCUGUUCGUCUCCGUCUAUGGAACGUUCACUGCGCUCCCCCUGUUUUUCUUCGACAGUCCGUAUCAGACGCCGCUGUCACGAAUCCUUUGGUCACUGAAGCAAAACUUGGGGCACCGACUGCAGGCUCAUGUUCGAAGGACAGCGGCCAAGGACCCCGAGUCUCUCACCGAUCUUUCUGUCCCUGUAGACACUUGUAUGCAGGCCCAGAGCAUGGUGGAAGCUAUGACUUCAGUGGCACUGCAGUCUACUGUGGACGUAGAGACUCGGGCUCUUGCGUGGGCGAUACGGUCUCUCUCCGACGAUGACGAGUUUCAGCCAUUUGUCGAGGGGCUCACUCAGGCACUAUGGGACUUCGAGAAAAACGAGGGCCGUGCCGCGUAUCGGGCACACUUUGAAAGGUUGCUGCGGGAUCCGCAAGUUCGGCUCUGCCAGCGUCUCGGGGACUUCAUGGCUGGCUCCAACAGCGAUCUGCUUGAGCACCCAGUCCGCCUCCGUCGACAGCUCUCAGUACUCCGGGCACUCUGGGCUGUCUGCGCAUUCUCCAUUGCCUUUGGGUCGCCACUGGAGUGUCCCAUCGGAGAAACCGACGUGAACAGCGCGCUGCUUGGCCCAAAGUUUCUCGGUUCUGCCGAAGUGCAGAUGCUGGUCCCCGGCGUUGCGGCUCUGAUUCGUCUGAAUAUCAUCGAGUUCUGGGCCGCGCAGCCCAACGGAGAAGCGACGCAUCAGGCCCUUGCUCGCCUCGCCAUUAAGACGAUCCGCACGGGGGAUGGCCGCAGCAUCACAACCGCCUUGUUCUUGACAAGUGGCCGCAGCACAUUCGAAGAGGAGAAGCGAUGGGCGUACGCGCAGUAUCUGAUCAAUCUUUCUGAGAGCCCUGCGAGUUUCCAGCGGGAACUGACCCAUUCGCUCUUCCAUCGGUCGCCAGUCCCCUUCCUAGCCGGGGACCAAGACCCUGUCAUGGUAGAAGCCCUGGAAUUGUUGAUUGGAAUAGAGUCCGAAGAGAAAACGGACAAUCAUGUCUUCGCUGCUCGCCAGAUGAUCUGCGCAAUUGCUCAGACGUCAACAUAUCCACCUCCUUCGGCGCAUGAAUCCGAGUAUAUGCUGCCAACCGGUCUUGCACCGUUCCUUGUCCGACAUCCUUCCCUCGCUAUUUUUAUGCCCGGCUCUGUCUGGCAGCCCGAUCUGGAGGAAAAGUACACCCGAUACCUGUGCAACUGCAUGCUUUUCAACCUAGUACACCAACUCGAUUUACAAGCAUCAGUGGACUCCCUCAAGCUGAUCUAUUAUCAUUUGGACGACAUUCACUCAAAACACUUGGAGGACCUCGAUGCCCAUUUGCUGACGCUCCACACCCUGCGGAGUUCGAGCGCUCGCACAGCAUGCAUCCACGUACAUCAUGUGGUUGCCCUAGUUCAGAGCGUUGCGGUUUGCUGCAUCUCGUGGGAUUUAUCGGAAGCGACGAGAGGGCUGGGUGUCUUUGACGACGAGGACUGGUUUCGUACGGUGAUACGCCUAGACGACAAGAAGUGGAUGGAGCGGAGAUUAACGCGGGAAGAUGAUACAGUUCCCAUCUUCAUUCGCAGCUGUGCGCUUUUUGGCGUCAUCACCACUUUCCUCGAGCAGUGCGCUCAGAAUCCAGACCAAAUGGAACUCGACUUCGACUUCGAAACGCUCACGUUGAUGAUCCAACGAGCCAUGGUUUCGGGAUUGGGGUGGAGUCUGGUGCUCCCGACGAAAAUUCAACGUCGAUUCGCCGUUGCCGUCUCUGCAUUCCUCCAUAAAUAUCCAGAGGACAGUCUUGCGGAAGACAGGAGGCUCGGCCGGCUGCUUUGCAGCGCCAUCAGUCCUCCAUCCUUUCAAGAUCCUCUGGGUUUUGAGAGCCGAGGGUGGAUCAAUGACCCGGUUGCAUUGCAGGUCCUGGACAGGGCUGUUUUUGACACGCAGAAGGACUACGAACAGCCAACGCACCAGUACAAUGCUCAAAAGAUCCGCAAACGGAUUCAAAUGUGGCUCUAUCUUCCCGAGAACAUUUUUGCUGACUUUGUCUCGCUAGUUACUGAUGGAAGCUGAAGGACCAUCGUAGAGAAUUGUUGUUUUCUCUGUGCUUGACUCAAGGAAAUCCUUGAUUUGCCUUGAAGAUGAUUCCCCAAAUUAACAUUGACUGAUUCGGAUGCAGUCGUGCUGGAAUCAGGACAGUCGCUGAGCAUUAAUGAAUUCCAAGAUUCGGAGAUCU